Messenger RNA from Papilio machaon (common yellow swallowtail), 1682 nucleotides. It is a transcript of the gene noi, whose product is annotated as splicing factor 3A subunit 3. The coding region runs from base 121 to 1629 and encodes 502 amino acids. Lineage: Eukaryota; Metazoa; Arthropoda; Insecta; Lepidoptera; Papilionidae. The record is from RefSeq and is a predicted model, not a curated record. Gene Ontology annotation, biological process: mRNA splicing, via spliceosome. The transcript has 11 exons. Gene Ontology annotation, cellular component: spliceosomal complex; nucleus. Gene Ontology annotation, molecular function: zinc ion binding; RNA binding.
UUGUGCUUGCUGUGCUUGGAUUUGGAUAAUGGCCAUUAUUUACUGAGUUUUUGGUUAUAGUUGGUAUAAACUGAGAAUAUUCGUAUCAGUUGUAAAAUAAAAAUUGCUUAACGAAUUAUUAUGGAAACUAUUUUAGAACAGCAAAGAAGUUAUCAUGAAGAAAGAGAGCGUACCAUGGAUGCCAUGGUUAAAGAAAUUCUACAUAAAAAGACAGGGCAUCGAGAAACUAUUAAUGGAGAACAUCGAUUGAAGAAUUUACAUGAUAGAUAUGUGGAAUCAACAAUUAGACUUAAAGAGCUCUAUGAAGAUAAGGAUGGUUUACGUAAGGAAGAAAUCUCUGCACUUUCAGGCCCUAAUGAGUUCCAAGAGUUUUAUGCACGAUUAAAGCAGAUAAAAGAGUUCCAUAGGAAACAUCCUAAUGAAAUCUGUGUCCCAAUGUCUGUGGAAUUUGAAGAAUUGGCACAAUUAAGAGAAAAUCCUUCAGAAGAUUAUACAACUCCAGUUGAGUUUACUGAUGAAGAGGGAUAUGGAAAGUAUUUAGAUUUACAUGAAUGUUAUGAAAAAUACAUUAACUUGAAAGGUAUUGAGAAAGUUGACUAUAUCACUUACUUGAGCAUUUUUGAUCAUUUGUUUGAUAUUCCACGUGAAAGGAAGAACAGUGAUUAUAGGAACUAUAUUCGUAUUUUGCUAACAUACUUGAAGGAUUUUGUCAAUAGAGUGAAACCAUUGUUAGAUCAAGCCCAAGAAAUGGCAGCAGCGCAUCAGGAUUUUAUAAAGCAAUGGGAAACUGGAACUUUUCCAGGAUGGCCUAAAGAAACUGGAGGUGCUUUAACAAAUGUUGGGGCACAUUUAGAUUUGUCAGCGUUCUCGUCUUGGGAGGAGCUGGCUUCUCUGGGCUUGGAUAGAUUAAAGUCGGCUCUUAUGGCAUUAGGACUCAAAUGUGGUGGGACUUUAGAAGAAAGAGCUCAAAGAUUAUUCAGUACAAAAGGCCAGACAGCUUUGGAUAAAUCUCUCGUUGCCAAGAAAGGAGCAACAAAAGCGAAGGCUUCUACACAACAACGCCACAAGGAUAUUGCUGCUAUUGAAGCUCAAAUAUAUAGAUUUGCGAAUCUGGUAAGCGCAACCCGUACAGCUACCAUAGAGAAUGUGACGCGUCGUGCGGCGCGCGCGGCCGGCGAACGCAGGGAUGAGAGCGACGAUGAGAGCGAUGCCUCCGCUGGCGCAGAUGUCGAUUCUGACGACGACGAGGUGCCAUACAACCCUAAGAACUUACCCCUCGGAUGGGACGGGAAGCCUAUACCAUAUUGGCUGUACAAACUUCACGGAUUAAAUAUAAGUUACACAUGUGAAAUAUGUGGUAAUUACACAUAUAAGGGACCGAAAGCAUUUCAAAGACAUUUCGCGGAAUGGCGCCACGCUCACGGCAUGCGAUGUCUCGGAAUACCUAACACUGCUCAUUUCGCUAAUGUCACGCAAAUAGAAGAUGCACUCGCGUUAUGGGAGAAAAUUAAAAAUCAAAAAGAGAACGAGAGGUUUGUAGCGGAAAAUGAUGAAGAAUAUGAAGAUUCGCAAGGAAAUGUAGUCAACCGCAAAACCUACGAAGAUUUGAAACGACAGGGCCUUCUGUAAACUAAAAUAAUUACAGUUUGUAAGAUUUUAAUAUUAUUUUAAUAAAGAUUUCA